Messenger RNA from Metarhizium robertsii ARSEF 23, 432 nucleotides. RefSeq names its product Kazal domain-containing protein. Lineage: Eukaryota; Fungi; Ascomycota; Sordariomycetes; Hypocreales; Clavicipitaceae. The record is from RefSeq and is a predicted model, not a curated record. The coding region runs from base 1 to 432 and encodes 143 amino acids. The transcript has a single exon.
AUGCUGUCCAAAUACAUCAUCGCCGUGGCCGCCCUCGGCCUCACGACCCUCGCAUCGGCCCAGCAGCCAUGCGGUCUCAAAAUCGCUCCCUGCCCUUACGACCAGCGCUGUGUUCCCGACUCCAAGGACUGCACCGACCUCAACCGGUGCAAGGGAACGUGCCAGUUCAAGAACAAGUACACUUCGUGUGGGGGGAAGCGUGUUGACCCCGUCGACUGCGAGGCCGACACUGAGUGUCGUGAUGACCCUCGCCUCCCUGAGAGCUGCGGCCUGGCUUGUGAUAUUCCGGGCAUCUGUAUGCCCAAGAAGCCCCGUCAGUGUGCUGGGUUUGCUGGAUUUGCUUGUCCCAAGGGCCAGUUCUGCUAUGAUGUGCCCAAGGAUGGGUGCGACCCGAAGAACGGAGGAGCUGACUGCUUGGGGCUGUGUUUGUAA